Zootoca vivipara (common lizard) is the source of this 3524-nucleotide messenger RNA. RefSeq lists its product as uncharacterized. The record is from RefSeq and is a predicted model, not a curated record. Gene Ontology annotation, biological process: regulation of transcription by RNA polymerase II. Lineage: Eukaryota; Metazoa; Chordata; Lepidosauria; Squamata; Lacertidae. Gene Ontology annotation, molecular function: RNA polymerase II cis-regulatory region sequence-specific DNA binding; DNA-binding transcription factor activity, RNA polymerase II-specific.
AGAAGAGGAAGAAAUGAAAUAUGGUUACGUCACUUCCUCAUUCACCCCCCUCCUCCCUCCCCAACUCAAAGAGAGAAACAGAGGCAGAGAGAGAGAGAGAGAGGAAGAGGAAGAGGUGGGAGGUCUAUGGGAGAAUCUUGAACUGACUGCUGUUUUGGCUAAAACUCACCUGCUUGCCUGUAGACCAGCAGUGCAUUUCCUUCGUGUGUCUACUCAGAUGUAAGCCCCCCUGAUUUCAACAGGACUCCACUCCCAGGAGUCCAGCAUAUAGGAUUCCACCCUUUUAGGUCUAAUCAGGGGCCUCUUCAUACAGUUUUUGUCCUGGGAAUGGAAGGAACUUUGCAGCAAGAGGACUUUUUGGUCUGGAAGGGACCUGAGAUGGAUCUCAGAGGUAAAAUGUGUCUUCCAGGCCCAGCAAGGGAGGCAUCAGGAAAAGGCCCUGACUCAUUUGUAACUGAGAACUCUGGGGAAUUCCAAAAAAGAAGAGGGCAGAAGAUCCUGGAUAAAGAAGCAGUUAGUUCAAACACUCUCUGCCGGCGCUUCAGGCAUUUCCGCUACCAGGAGGCCGAGGGCCCCCGCGUGGUCUGCAGUCGACUCCACCGUCUCUGCCGUCAGUGGCUGAAGCCAGAAAGGCACACCAAGGCUCAGAUGCUGGAUCUAGUGAUCCUGGAGCAGCUCCUGGCUGUCCUCCCUCCGGAGAUGGAGAGCUGGGUCAGGGAGUGUGGGCCAGAGACCAGUUCCCAAGCGGUGGCCCUGGCCGAAGGUUUCCUCCUGAGUCAGGAGGAAGACAGAAAGCAGGAAGAGGAUCAGGUGCUGGAAGUGAUCAUCGAUUCCCCCAAGGCAGAGUUUGGCCUGCCCAGUACCUGUCAUAUCCCGUUAUUUGGGGUAAUCAACCAAGAGGAUCGUCCAUGGAACAUGUUACUGGGGAACGGGAUGACACCACCGCCACCCCCUGAAAUGUCUCUUAACGGCAGAGCAGAAGCAGCUGCUGUGCAACCAGCUCAGGGUCCCCUGUCCUUUGAGGAGGUGGCUGUGUGUUUCACCGAGGAUGAGUGGUCUCUGCUGGAUCCAGGCCAAAGAACAUUGUACAGAGAAGUCAUGCUGGAGAAUUCCCGGAAUGUGGCCUUGCUGGAAGGUGAUGGGUGGCCCAGUAAGGAUGAGGAGGGAUCAUCCGGAGAGUCAUCAGAAAGGAGCAAGUAUCAAGAGACAGAAGAGGAAAUCAGAAAUCACGAAGGGCCAAAAAAUCAGGAGGGGAAUCAGCUGGAGGUGUGGGUGAACGAAUCAGUUACUUGGCAGGGCAGCAGCUUCCCCAAAGUUCCUAUUCAGCAAGAAAAGCAGAAAGGAGCAAAGAGGAACGUCUGCCCGGUGUGCGGGAAAGGGUUCAGUCACAAAUCGGACCUUAACGUUCACUGGCGAAUCCACACAGGAGAGAAGCCGUUUAAAUGCCUGGAAUGUGGCAAGAGCUUCACCCAGCGCGCAAACCUUGCGUUGCAUCAAAGAAUCCACACGGGGGAGAGGCCGUACAAAUGCGCCGAGUGCGGAAAGGGCUUCUACGACAAAUCGAGCCUCGCUAUCCACCAAAGAAUCCACACGGGGGAGAAGCCGUAUCAGUGCUUGGUGUGUGGAAAGAGCUUCCACCAGAGCUUUGGCCUCACCUCUCACCAGAGGAUCCACACAGGGGAGAAGCCCUACGUCUGCUCGUACUGCGGGAAGGGCUUCUACGACAAGCCGCACCUCACUAGGCACCAAAGAGUCCACACCGGGGAGAAGCCAUACAAAUGCCUGGUGUGCGGGAAGAGCUUCAGCCAGAUCACGAGCUACACAUCCCACCAGAGAAUCCACACAGGGGAGAGGCCCUUCAUGUGCUCCCACUGCGGGAAGAGCUUCUACGACAAAUCCAACCUCCUCACCCACCAAAGAAUCCACACUGGGGAGAAGCGGUACAAGUGCCUGGAGUGCGGGAAGAGCUUCAGUCAGAAGAAGAACCUGACUUGCCACCAGAGCAUCCACACCGGUGAGAAACCUUAUCAGUGCCUGGAGUGCGGGAAGUACUUUCGCCAGCACACGGACCUCACUUCCCAUCAGAGAAUCCACACGGGGGAGAAGCCGUACCAGUGCCUGGAAUGCGGAAAGAGGUUCUAUAGGAAAGCCGAUCUAAACAGGCACCAGAGGAUACAUGUCGGGGCAGGGAACCCCAUAAUUUCCUGGAACGUUGAAAUGCCUUCGGAGGGGGUGUCGGUCUUGCGUCCUAUCAGAGAAUUCACCCAGGAAAGCCAGUACGUCACCCCCGAGAUGCUGCUGAAUCACCCCUUGUUGGUCAUUGAUGAAUCCACAUAGGAGAGGCUCCUCCUAGUUCCCCCAAAUAAAUAUUUGGGGUGUGGAAAGGGAGCAAGCUACGGUAUAUAAAUAUGCAGACUUUUAGGAUUAGGGAGCCCACCUAAUCCAGCAUCCUGUUCUCACAGUGGCCGGCCAAACAUCAAUGCAGACACAGACUGAUGCUGGUAGCUGUCACCCUCCUUUCUGAGAAAAAAAAGAGUAGGCCCCACAUUUAUUUACUUGGGUAUAUUAUAGCCUAUGGCAUCCUUCUGGUGAUUUCGGACUACAGCACCCAUCAGCCGCACACUAGUACGGCCACUGCAGUCCCAAAACCUCUGAGGGAGGCUGCUACAAUGCAUGUUUUUACGCCUUACUGGGUCCUGUUAUUAUUUCUUGACUGGUUUGCAUGAAGUUUCCUUCUAUUUCCCCUGUGCCUUAGUGUGUGUGUGUGUGUGUGUGUGUGUGUGUGUGUGUGUGUGUGAUUAUGAUGAAUAUACAGUAUACUGUAUAUACAUACAUUUGAUGCAAACUAUUUCUCUCCAUUGGCCUGGAUUUCUGACUGCCCCGGCCUUUUGUAGUCAAUGCACAUUAAAACAUGUUUAGCUAAUUUUAGAGUCGCUGCUUCCUUGUUUGGGUCUGAGUAGUCCCAGGAUUCUUGUGGGAUGUCUGGGUGUUCCGUAUCCAUUCCAGACCCUGGAAGUGGUUCCUGAGUACAGAUGUUCAUCAAACAGAAGCUUGCAGGAUGUGACUUUUAUGGUACAGCCAUCGAUAAUGCCAAAAAUGGGAGGCUCCAGCCAAAUCCAACCCUGGCCUAGGCUACACCAGAUGUGGUGGCCUACAAUCCAUAGAAUCACAGAGCACAUAGGUAAAGGUAAAGGAACCCCUGACCGUUAGGUCCAGUCGUGGACGACUCUGGGGUUGCGGCACUCGCCUCGCUUUACUGCCCGAGGGAGCCGGCGUACAGCUUCCGGGUCAUGUGGUCAGAAUGAUUAAGCCACUUCUGGCGAACCAGAGCAGCACACAGAAAUGCCGUUUACCUUCCCACCGGAGCGGUACCUAUUUAUCUACUUGCAAUUGACAUGCUUUCGAACUGCUAGUUUGGCAGGAGCUGGGACCCAGCAACGGGAGCUCACCCUGUCGCGGGGAUCCGAACCACCAGCCUUCUGAUCGGCAAGCCCUAGGCCAGGCACCCUCAAACUGUGGCCCUC